Molecule: messenger RNA, 543 nt
Organism: Cherax quadricarinatus
Lineage: Eukaryota; Metazoa; Arthropoda; Malacostraca; Decapoda; Parastacidae
Source: RefSeq, a predicted model, not a curated record
AUGACACUGUCUCGUUUUGUUCCAAUCCCACGCUGGACUGAAGUCAGCCCCAUUGGCACCGCCGCUAGCCGCUGCCGCCACCACGCCACGCCACUGCCGCCGCCGCUGUUGCUAGGGGAGGGGGGAGUUUAUCCCGGAGAUGAAGAUAACAAUGCCAGGACGUCCUUCUCCCGCCAGGAGACCAUAGAAAAAAGCCCGACCGACAGUGAAGGUCGUCUGGAUAUUACCCGGUGUCAUUGUGAUGAUAGCAGGAAACGCAAACAUAGACUUCCUCAGGAAAGGCCUGUGGAAGAUGGGAACAGUUCAUCUGAUAUAGAGGAGCCUAUGAAGAAAGAACCAGAUCUCGACAACGAUGAAACGCAGAGCCUUCCCUCAUGUCAGUCUGAUGACCUCGUUGUGGACCUCUCUACGCUUGCUACUGCUCAAUCUGAUGACUCUGUUGAGGUCACUGCCGCAGCAGGUGCUGAGGUGCUGAACAAACUGCCAACCUUGAAGCGCACCCUGACAACCAGUCGGAGAAGGAAGGGAAAACCCCCGACGUGA